UCUGAUCCGAGUCACCAGCAGAUGGCAGUAAUGCGCUGAUACGUGAUUGGUCAGAUUCUUGUGCUCGGCAGUCACGUGGGCUCGGGACCCGGAAGUACGGGUUUCCAGUGUUCUGUGUGUGUGUGUGUGUGUGUGAGAUGGAUGCUCGGCUGUGUGUGCUGCUCAGCGUCGCGCUUCUCCUCCGUCUGGCGCUGCUCUGCUUCGGUGUGUAUCAGGAUCAGAAUCUGCAGCUCAAGUACACGGAUGUGGAUUAUCACGUGUUCACCGACGCCUCCAGGUUCAUCACACAGGGUCAGAGUCCGUAUGUCAGAUCCACGUACCGCUACACUCCUCUGCUGGCACUGGUUCUGGUUCCGGGGGUUCUGCUGAGCUGGGUUCACUGCGGGAAGCUGCUGUUCGUGGGCUGUGAUCUUCUGUCCGCUCUGCUGCUCUUCAGGCUGCUGGUUCUGCGCGGCUCGACCCGGAGCUCGGCGAGGGUUCUCUGCGGUCUGUGGCUGUUUAACCCGCUGACCGUAGCUGUGUCCACCCGCGGGAGCGCCGAGUCUCUGCUGGCGGCGCUGGUUCUGUCCUCGCUGCUGUGUAUGGAGUCCAGGAGACGGCUGUCUGCAGCGCUGCUGUUCGGUCUGGCCGUCCACAUGAAGAUCUACCCGGUCACUUACGCUCUGCCCAUCGCUCUGUCCCUGACCGGCGCACCGGCCCGCGGCCGAGGACUGAUCCAGAACCUGAUCCGGUGCGUCAGCAGGGAUCUGCUGCAGUUUGCAGCUGUUUCUGGAUCCGUGUUCUUCGCUCUGAACCUCAUCUUCUACUGCAUGUACGGCUGGGAUUUCCUGCAGGAGUCUUAUCUGUAUCACCUGACGCGCAGAGACAUCCGUCACAACUUCUCUCCGUACUUCUACAUGCUGUAUGUGACGGCGGAGCAUCACUGGAGCGGCGCUCUGGCGCUCGUCUGCUUUCUGCCGCAGAUGCUGCUGCUGCUGCUGUCCUCGCUGGCCUUCCGCCGCGACCUGCCCUUCUGCUGCUUCAUCCACACCGCCGUCUUCGUCACCUUCAACAAAGUCUGCACUUCACAGUAUUUUCUGUGGUAUCUGUGUCUGCUGCCGCUGGUGUUGCCUCGACUGACGCUGGGUUUGAGACGAGGCCUCGGGCUGCUGCUGCUGUGGUUUGUGGGACAGGCGCUGUGGCUGUUGCCGGCGUAUUAUCUGGAGUUCGAGGGCUGGAACACUUUCGCUCUCAUCUGGAUCGCCGGGCUGCUGUUUCUGCUCAUAAACUCUCUCAUACUGGGACAAAUAAUCUCCCAUUACAGACCCGCAGAAGCCCUGCUGAAGAAGACCGACUGACAGACGCUUAUAUCGUCUGGUUGAGAGGAUUCAGAUGUGCUGACCACUAGAUGUCGCCCAACAGCAGAUCACAGAUGAACGGCACAGUUUGAUCUGAUCUGAUUGUUCCAACACUUUACAUCUGAUAAAGAGAACAGAUGAACUUGUAAAUGAGGUGUAGAUGCUUCGUGAGCGUGUGUGUCUAUGCAGAGAUUAUCGUGACUGUGAACAAACGUUUUUAUGAGCAAUAUUGACACGUCUGAGGCGUUUGCAGAUGUGUGUGUGAAGAGUCGAGCCCGACGGGGCAUCUGGAAUAAUUCCUCAUCAGGAGAAGCUGCAGUUUUUUCUCUCAGAUCAGCGUUAAACGGGAUUAAAUCAUCUCUGCUGUGACUAGUUUAGUCUCUCUGGGUUUUUUUCGCUACAUUAUAAGCUUGAAAAAUCUUGUCACAAAAUGUUCUGGUAAACGUUUUUCCAAAAUACUGGGCGCAAUUAUUGAAUGAACAAGCAGUCUGCAGAUCUGUUUAAGUCUGACAAGUUCACUGUUAUUACUCGCACACAACACGGUCUUAUUAAAGUGUUCAGAAGGAGCA
Molecule: messenger RNA, 1906 nt
Organism: Sinocyclocheilus grahami
Lineage: Eukaryota; Metazoa; Chordata; Actinopteri; Cypriniformes; Cyprinidae
Product: GPI mannosyltransferase 1-like
Exons: 7
Coding region: 138-1337 (399 amino acids)
Biological process (GO): GPI anchor biosynthetic process
Cellular component (GO): glycosylphosphatidylinositol-mannosyltransferase I complex; membrane
Molecular function (GO): alpha-1,4-mannosyltransferase activity; GPI mannosyltransferase activity
Source: RefSeq, a predicted model, not a curated record